UUCGCUCCAACUGCAGUUAACUGCCAAAACAAAUUGCCGGACGAUGCCUGCUUGGUACUCUAUACAGAAGCAGUAAAAGCAAUGGGUGCAGAUGAUCGAAAUGAGAGAUGUUAUAAACUUCGAAAUAAUGUGGAUCCAGAUUUGGUACAAGCAGCUGUUGAUUUUUGUCCACAGACGUGUGGCUACUGUUGUAUCACACCAGAGUUCAAUUGCGAAGACAAGCGAUUUCCAAGCGUUAUGUGCUCCAAGGUAACACCUGAUAUGUGUGCUGCUCCUGCCUGGAAGCCAGUUUUGGCAGAAAACUGCCCGAAAACCUGCGGAUUGUGCACGGAUGCUUCAGAAAUGUUUCGUGUUUUCGUACUGAUGAUGCUCUUCUCUGAUGCACUAGGAGCAGAUAUUGUGGACUUGAACUGUACGCAGUUGGUGGGAGACAAAUAUAAGCUUCGAGAUAAUGUAGAUCCAGAUUUGGUACAAGCAGCCGUUGAUGUUUGUCCUCGGACCUGUGGCUACUGUUGCAUCACACCAGAGUUCAGUUGUGAAGACAAACGAUUUCCAAGCGUUAUGUGCUCCAAGGUAACACCUGAUAUGUGUGCUGCUCCUGCCUGGAAGCCAGUUUUGGCAGAAAACUGCUUGAAAACCUGCGGAUUGUGCACGGAUGCUUCAGGAAAAUUGCAAAAGAACUUGCGGAUUCUGCCAAACCGUGACCAGCCAAACCGUGACCACAAGGUCCGUGUGGAACAAAUCCAAAGUGAGUUCUCUAGUUUCGAGCGUUCGGGUCAGAAAACCCUUCUGGGUUGGUCAGACACCAGUCUGAAAUGGUCAGACACCAGUCUGAAAUGCGUGCAUCUUCAGAUGUGUUAA
Angiostrongylus costaricensis is the source of this 861-nucleotide messenger RNA. The record is from the annotation of a GenBank genome assembly. Lineage: Eukaryota; Metazoa; Nematoda; Chromadorea; Rhabditida; Metastrongylidae.